Molecule: messenger RNA, 1065 nt
Organism: Cladocopium goreaui
Lineage: Eukaryota; Dinophyceae; Suessiales; Symbiodiniaceae
Source: the annotation of a GenBank genome assembly
AUGGACGACGACGAUGCCGUGAAAGCAUCAGCUCCACUUUCUCGCAAGGGAGGUCCAGCUGCUGGAAUUGGCGGCAACGUCAUGACCUUCACCAUGGAUGAUGGCGAUGAUGAUGACAUCCCCGAGGCUACUGACAAAGGCCGCCAGGGCCGCCAGGGCCGCCAGGGCCGCCAGGGCCGCCAGGGGUCCAAGGAUGGACCCGAGGAUGUGGUGCGAGGUCCAGGAUCCAGUGGAGACAGCUUUGGAGCCCAGAGAAUCAGCCACACCCUCUCGGGUGAGUCGCCCAAAGCCGACAGCACCGAGCCCGAAGAAGUCGUCCGCGACGACGCGCCGGAGCUCCCCGGGGCCGUCGGCCGGACACCGUCGCUGGCGCUCUCGCUGCGCGGUGGCUCCAUCCGGUUGAGGGGCGGCACUUCGAAGACGCCAUCCUUAGCCAUCUCAGUCAGGGGUGGUGGUUCCAUGCAACUCUCCGAGAAGGUUGACGACAAUCAGUUGGGAGUCAGAUCGACCCGGCCCAUGAGCGAUGCGGAUCUCCACCGAGCGGUCCUUGCGGGGGAUGCCGAUUUAGCCUCGCAGCACAGCAUAGCACAGCUGGGAUUGGUCCCUGCCACGGUGGGUUCCUUGGAGGUCCAACGUCUAAUUUCAGAACGAGCUGAUGUGAAUGAGGAGGACGACGACUCGCCGCCCUUGUUCAAAGCCGCCGGCUUGGACUCGCCUGACAUCGCCCGAGCGCUUCUGGCAUCACAGGCAGACGUGAACUGGCGCGGCUCGGAGUUCAGCUUCACCGCGCUACACCAGGCCGUAUGUUUGAACAACAGCAAGAUGAUUGAGGCCUUGAUGGACUGCAAGGCCAAUGUCCACAUCGUGGACGAGGGCGGGUCCAGCGCUUUGAGCCUGGCCAUGUCGGUGCAGAAGAGGCUAGAGGCAGACCUGGAGGAAGCAGAGCAAUCGGAACAUGUUUGCACGCGUGAGCUGGAACGACAGGCUGUGAUGUGUGACAUGGCCAAGAACUCUCGCAUUCGCGAAGUCCUGGAAGCUGCUGGCAGCCAAAUCGCCGAAGCCUAG